Molecule: messenger RNA, 1929 nt
Organism: Poeciliopsis prolifica (blackstripe livebearer)
Lineage: Eukaryota; Metazoa; Chordata; Actinopteri; Cyprinodontiformes; Poeciliidae
Gene: gdap1l1
Product: ganglioside induced differentiation associated protein 1-like 1
Exons: 6
Coding region: 134-1234 (366 amino acids)
Source: RefSeq, a predicted model, not a curated record
CCCCCACCUCUCCCACCUCCACCUCUCUCUCUUUUUUUCUCUCUCUCUCUUUCUCUCCUCCCUCUGCGUGCAUCCAGCCCCUCCGUCCCUCCUCGCUCCGCUCCUCUCCUCCACACGCACAAAACGCUCUGUCAUGGCGUCUUCCAACCAUGUUACCCCCACCAACUGUAGCUGGUGGCCCAUCUCAGCCAUGGAUGAGGACGGCAAAGUGGCGGACGGAGAGGAGAGCGAGGAGCCCACGGCGGAGUCCAAACCCUUCAACAAAGACAGGCUGGUUUUGUACCACUGGACGCAGUCUUUCGCCUCACAGAAGGUACGUCUCGUGAUCCAUGAGAAGAAUCUGGUGUGUGAUGAGAGGGAUGUGAGUUUGCCGCUGCAGGAGCACAAAGAGCCCUGGUUCAUGAGACUGAAUCUGGGGGAGGAGGUUCCCGUCUUCCUCCACGGAGACACCAUCAUCAGCGACUACAACCAGAUUAUAGACUACAUGGAGAAAAACUUUGUGGGAGAGGCGGUGGCUCAGCUGAUUCCUGACCCGGACUCGCCUCUCUACGACCGCGUGCAGCAGUACCGCCACCUGCUGGACGGCCUGCCCAUGGAUGCUUACACGCACGGCUGCAUCCUCCAUCCAGAGCUCACCACCGACUCUAUGAUCCCAAAGUACGCCACCGCAGAAAUACGUAGACACUUGGCUAACGCUGCGACUGAGCUGAUGAAACUGGACCAUGAAGAACCUCAGCUGACAGAACCUCAUUUGUCCAAGCAGAAAAAGCUAAUGGCGAAAAUCUUGGACCAUGACAAUGUGAACUACUUGAAGAAAAUCCUGGGGGAGUUAGCCAUGGUUCUGGACCAAGUGGAGGCUGAACUUGAGAAAAGAAAACUAGAAUAUCAAGGUCAGAAGUGUGAGUUGUGGCUUUGUGGACCUGAAUUUACGCUAGCUGAUAUCUGCCUUGGAGCCUUGUUGCACAGGCUCAAGUUCUUGGGACUUUCUAGGAAAUACUGGGAGGACGGCAGCCGGCCCAACCUGCAGUCCUUUUUCGUGCGUGUCCAAAAACGCUACGCUUUUCGAAAGGUGUUGGGCGACAUCCACACGACUCUCCUGUCAGCAGUCCUACCCAACGCCUUCCGAAUGGUAAAAAAGAAGCCGCCAUCUUUCUUCGGGGCCUCGUUUCUCAUGGGCUCUCUGGGUGGGAUGGGCUACUUUGCCUACUGGUAUUUAAAAAAGAAAUACAUGUAGUGAAUGCCCUCUUGUUGUGUUAAAUGUCUGUGUAUUUGUGUGAUGCUUUAACUUUUCUGUAAUGUUUUAUGACUGCAGGAAAAUAUAAUGAAUCUAUAUAGAAAACACUAUUACUUACCUGAGUACACAAAGAAAUAUGAAAACAUUCCAUAGUAUGAAUUCAAUGACAGCACAUUUUCUGGUAGUAAAGGCCUUUGUUAAUUCUUCAUUUCUGAAACUUGCAGCUUUUGUGCAUGCAAGAUCUCAUUUAUUUAUGAUUUAUUUUAGUUUUAGUUUUUGGGAGGCAUGCAUCAUUUCCACAUUAAAACAAAGACCUGGUUAAAACGGUGAGCAUAACCAACUCUUCCAUUUCUUUGAGUUUCCAGCUCAUAAAAUCACUGCAUAUAAAUAAAUAUGUUCUGAAAAGUGCUGCUCUGCUGGAAACUGCCAGAUAAAAUGCUACGGAAAGAUUUUUUUUAGUACGGGUUUUGUUUUUUUUUUUAGUAUGGGUUUUGUUUCCUAGGAGGAAAUUGUUUAAGACUGGUAAAAGUUUUGAUCUUUCUGAAAUAUAUCAGAUUUAUUGUACAGAUAUCACUGAUGCCCCUUCAAAAAUAUUUCAAAUUACCACAGUUGUUAGUUGUUAAUGAUGAUGCAUCUCAGAGGUAUUUUUGUCCUUUGAUAGAAUAAAGUUAGCUGCUUUUGUAUAAUAAUUUAAC